AUGCCAAAAUGGCUUGGCAGGUUGGGGCCGGGCAGACGAGGCGGUGAUCUGAUUAAAUGGCCACAGCUCAAGCAGUACCAGUUUUGUCGACCCUUUGAUAAAUGCAUCUCUCUCGAUGAGGUGUGCCCGGGUCGGCUGUCCUCUUUAAAUGAAUUGGGAUACAAUCCCCCCUUUGCGGUACAUCACUUCAGGCUGCAUUGGCAAAUGUGUCGUCGCAAUGUGUCUCAAUCCUCAUUCUGGUCCGACAACAUAAACAUUGAUACUCGAGAGAGAAUUGUAGUUUUUUGGCCAUGA
Protopolystoma xenopodis is the source of this 294-nucleotide messenger RNA. Lineage: Eukaryota; Metazoa; Platyhelminthes; Monogenea; Polystomatidea; Polystomatidae. The record is from the annotation of a GenBank genome assembly.